Messenger RNA from Drosophila novamexicana, 1766 nucleotides. It is a transcript of the gene B-H2, whose product is annotated as homeobox protein B-H2. Gene Ontology annotation, molecular function: DNA-binding transcription factor activity, RNA polymerase II-specific; RNA polymerase II transcription regulatory region sequence-specific DNA binding. The transcript is spliced from 4 exons. The record is from RefSeq and is a predicted model, not a curated record. The coding region runs from base 1 to 1671 and encodes 556 amino acids. Gene Ontology annotation, biological process: regulation of transcription by RNA polymerase II. Lineage: Eukaryota; Metazoa; Arthropoda; Insecta; Diptera; Drosophilidae. Gene Ontology annotation, cellular component: nucleus.
AUGACCACAAUGCCACCGGAAAUGUCCACAACUACGGCAGCCGUUGGGGACACACCGGGCAGUCUCACGACUUCGCCCUCGGCCACGCAGGCGCCGCGUUCCCGUUUCAUGAUCACCGACAUUCUGGCGGGGAGCGCCGCUGCUGCUGCGGCUGCUGCCGCUGCCGCCGCAAUGGCUGCCGCUGCCGGACGCAGUUCCGCCAGUCCGCCGGAAGAUUGCUACGCCCCGCCGCCAACCCGCGAUCCACAGCAGCAGCAAGCGCAGCAGACACAGCAGCAAGCCCAGCAGCAGGCUGCACUGCAGCAUUAUCUGGCGCAGCAGCAGCAAUUGCUGCGCUUCGAGCGCGAACGUGAGCGCGAACGCGAGCGGGAACAGUAUCAUCAUGUGGCCCCGCUGCUUGCCCACUUUCCACCCAGCCACUAUGCGGUGCUCCAACAGCAGCAACAGCAUCCACACGCACAUCUACAUCCGCAUCCGCAUCAUCAUCAGCUGCAGUUGGAGCGCGAACGUCUUGAGGCGCUGCAUCGUCAUGGCGCCGGCGUGCCGCUCGGCGGCGCAUCGGGUCAUGUGGAGGGCCAAGACGAACGAUCCCGUUCGCCGCUCGUCCUACAUUCGCUGGGCGGCAGCAACAACAACAACAGCAACAACAACAACAACAACAGCAGCAACAACAGCAGCAGCAACAACAACAUUAGUGGGUGUAGCAACAGCAACAACAACGGCAACACAAGCGGCCUGCUGCUGGGCGGCACCGGCAGCAGCAUCAGCGGGGAUCAGGCGAGCACCAUUGACGACAGCGACAGCGACGAUUGCGGUGGCAAAGACGACGAUGGCGAGGAUAGCCUGAAGAAUGGGAAUAGCGGCGCCAAUGGCGAGUCCCAUUUGGGCCUCAGCCUGAGCAAGAAGCAGCGAAAGGCGCGCACCGCUUUUACGGACCAUCAGCUGCAGACGCUGGAGAAAUCCUUUGAGCGGCAGAAAUAUCUCAGCGUACAGGAUCGCAUGGAGCUGGCCAACAAGCUGGAGCUGAGCGAUUGCCAGGUGAAGACCUGGUACCAGAAUCGCAGAACCAAAUGGAAGCGCCAAACCGCCGUCGGGCUGGAGCUGCUCGCCGAGGCUGGCAACUAUGCGGCCUUUCAGCGGCUUUAUGGCAGUGCCACGCCCUAUUUGAGCGCCUGGCCGUAUGCAGCCGCUGCGGCAGCACAGACACCGCACGGUGCACCGCCCUCGGCCAUUGAUAUAUACUAUCGCCAAGCGGCAGCAGCCGCCGCACUCCAGAAGCCAGCGCUGCCCGCGACCUACAUGUACCCCAGUCGCAUGCCACCGGGCAUGGGGCUGCCGGGCAUGCCGCCGCCGCCAGGUGCCGCGCCCAUGCUGAGCGGCUAUUAUGCGCCGCCGUUGGCGCCGCGCGAACGCUCGCCGGCGACCAGCCAGAGCGCCAACAGCGAAGCCGAAUACGAGCGCAGCAGCAGCAGCCGGCAGCGUCUGUUGACGCCAAGCCCGCCCCUCAAUCCAGGCAGUCCGCCAACGCGACGGGAGCAUGCCGCCGAGGAGGCGCCACCGAACGCGGCCAAAACGUCCGAAUCGGAGUCGGAGCGUAUUGAGCUGACGACGCUGCCAGCGGUCGAGGUGGAUGAGGAUGAGGACGAUGACGAGCUGGCGCUGGAGGUAUGAGCGCUCGGCUCAAGGCUGGAUCUCAGACGGCGAUUACAACGGGACAGCUCCAAGACACCCAGCUGUAUGCUCAGCUGCCCCACGUAAAUGUCUCA